AUUGUGCUCUUAUUUUAUUUUUUAUAAAAUUCUAGUGGAUUAUAUACUUGAAUUUCAGUUCAAAUGCAUCAAAUUUGAAAUCCGAGGUCACCUUAACCACCAGAUCCAGUCCGUAUCCAGAUCAGAUGGUCACUGCAGUCCCCCGGAUCCAGUCCGUACCCAGCCCAGACGGUGGAUCAGCAGCUAGAGACGACCUCUACAGCACUGAAUGUCAGCGGAGACCACAUCGAUUAGAUGAGCCCCAGAGACGGAUCCCCAGUGAACACCUCGUCACCUAGACGGCUGUCGGCACAGGACCAUGGGAUCUGUUUGCCCCCUAACUGAUGUGACAAAGAAGUGGCAGGACGAAAAAUUGGUGUUCACUGGGAUUCUGAAAGAGACACUGAAAACAGAGACGGGUCUACAUGCCUCAUAAUUUUAACAGACCUUUCAUCCUUCAGACAGACACAUUACAAACUGGACUUGGGGCUUUCCUUUCACAGACAAUACAAGGUGACAGAGUGAUCUGACAUCAGGAAAGUGUCAUGAGUACCGAAAAAGAGCGCAGCAUUCUCCGUGAUGCCAAUGAGGAGAAGGAGGUGAAGGAUGAGAAGACUGCUGUCAAGGAGGAGCUGUCUGCGGAGCAGGAGCUGGAGGAGCUGAGGGCUCAAGUGCUGCAGCUCCUGCUGGAGCUGGAAGAAGCACGAGACAUGGCUCAGAAACAUGAGGAAAGCUUUCUGGAGCUGCAAGGUCUUCUUGAGGAGGAACGUUUAGCUAGUGCUCAUCAGGCUGAGGCCUUCACAAGACAGAUCCAGCGUCUGCAAGCACAGCUUCGUUCUGUCCAGGAGGAGAUGGACAGUCUGGAGGAGGAGAAAGAGAGCGAGGUUCUGGAAGCGCAGGAGGAGCUGCGAACCGCGCAGGAGGAGGUGCUGCUGCUACAGCAGGCGGCAGAAGAGGCCGCGGCUGAAAGAGAGAACGACAUCGCCAGUCUGCAGGAGGAACUGUGCCGCUUACGGGCGGAAAUCUCUCGACUGGAGAACACGGGACAGGAGUACGAGCUGGAGAUCGUCACACUCCGAGCAGAAAUAGAGAUGAAGAGUAAGAGCCGUCUACAGCAGAGGAAGGAGGGUGAUGUGGGUCUGUUGAUGGAGGAAUGUAACAGUCUGAAGGAACAAUGUCAUGCACUGCAAGAUGAAAACUCAAGACUGAAUCACAGACUGCAGAUGCUGCAGAAGAGGAGUUCAGGCAGUUCCUGCAUCACUCUUAAAGAAGAGCAGGAAGAGACAGAAGAGGGAAAACACACGCAGUGUGGCACAGAGACAGAAACAGAAAGCUCUUAUUUGAGCUCCAACUGCAGGCUGGUGGACGCUGGUAUCCAGAAGAACAUAUCGUUUGAUGGCAAACCCGUCACCCCUACCAGCUGGACAGGAGGUUUUUCAGAGAUCCUCUCUCUGAGAGAUCAACUCAAGCAGACAGAAGAGAAGGCCACACAUGUGCAGCAGGAGUGUGAUGGACUAAAGAAUGAACUACAAAAUCUGCGGGAAAUGUAUGAGACCAGUCAGAAGGAGCGAGCCGAGCUGGAGCUGGAGUUACUGCGCUGCAGGGAAGAGCUGGAGAAAGCUGCUGACGUCAAAGAGGAAUGAUGCUAAUGAAAACCACUGAUUUGUUGCUGGCGAUCUGAACUAUAUCGUGGAGUGCAAAAGUGUGAUCAACACUCAUCGCAGACUCUACAGCAACAUCUGAAGUUUAAUGGUGUUUUUCUCUUUUUGCAAUAAUAACUACCUUCUAAGACAAAAAAGGUCCUGCUUAUAUUUUUCCUAUAAUAUGUACUUCAUAUUAGUUUAGCAAAUGUUUUAAUGAUGUUUUUGUUUUAUUCACCAUUUAGCUACUGAUUGUCUUGUGCUGUUGGCUUGUUGUAAGUAGUUUAUAUUGACCAAUUCUUCCUAAUGAGAUGAAGUAUAAAAAUAUGUUAAUUGCACCAGGCCGAAAAAAUACUCUAAAGGAGGUUUAAAUUAAAUAGAGAAUCUAAAAAAUAUUAACUUAAAUAUUUAUUAUAGUUAUUUUAUACUUUAUAAAUUAUUUUGUGAAUUUACACAAUGCUGUUGGUUUGCAAUAACUAUAUAUCUAUCUUUUUGUAUAUUUUUAUGCAUGUUACAGCAUGAGGCAACACUAUAUUGGCAUAUAUUCAUACACUGAUGAGAAGCAUCAGCAAUUCAACAAUAUGUCCAUACAGGAUUUCUGUUUGCGUGCCCCCUGAAUAUAAUUUGUCAACAACGUAAUUUUGUCAACAUUUAGUGUGUAAACUCUUAAGGGUCACUGAGUAAAUGUAACCUCAUAUUUACUAACCAGUUCAACCACCUACAUAAACCACUUCAGUUAAUCUGUAUAAUGAGAUGUCAGGCCACAGGAUUUUACUGAAGCUGAGCUAAGGCUGUUUGAGUUUUCUGAGCCGCCUCCUGGUUUACUCGCAUGCUUUGGAUCAUAGUCACAUGACCCAAAUUCUAUGGAUGUCAUAAUAACUGUGAAAUAAUGAUUAGAAAUGACUUUGUAUCUCUUUCUAUUCAUGUAAACUUUAACAAAUCUUUUCUAAAAUCUGAAAUCUCUUUUCAUCAUGUUGCAACAGAAUGACUUUAUUUUGAGCAGGUGAUCAAAAUAUCAAAAUUUAAGCUGAACGUUUUGGAAUGCCUUAUCAAAGGCUUUUUUAUCAAGAAAGUUCACAUUUUUACUUUUCUUGUCAUUGUUUAACUAUACAGUUUUAGAAUUUAGACUGUAAAAUAUAUAGAAUUUACAUUGGUUAUGAAAUUAUAAAAUGUGUGUAAAAACUGAAAAUCUAUGUCAAGCUUCUAUUUAUUAUGUAUUAUGCCUGAGCCGAUAGUCAGAUGACAUUGUAAGUGAUGUGUGGUCACUUAUAGGCCAUUUAAGAUCCCUGAAUCAGCGUAGAUUAACUGAGAUUAUCGAAGUAUAGCAACAAAUGGAAUUAUUAUUAUUAUUAUUAUUAUUAUUAUCAUUAUUAUGCUGUGACAGUAGUACCAAAAACUGUUGUAUUUAAAUUUGUAAAAUGUAUAGAUUUAUUUGUAUAUAGACGAACCAUCAGGUUUAAAGGUGUUUAAUGUACUGAAUUAGCAAAGAACUGAAUUCCACUGUAUCCCUACAUUUGAUAAAGACAAAUUGAGUUCCAA
Messenger RNA from Labeo rohita (rohu), 3158 nucleotides. RefSeq names its product coiled-coil domain containing 136b (gene ccdc136a). Gene Ontology annotation, cellular component: acrosomal membrane. The coding region runs from base 525 to 1622 and encodes 365 amino acids. The record is from RefSeq and is a predicted model, not a curated record. Gene Ontology annotation, biological process: single fertilization; acrosome assembly. NCBI's taxonomy places the organism in Eukaryota, Metazoa, Chordata, Actinopteri, Cypriniformes, Cyprinidae. The transcript has 10 exons.